Mucor mucedo is the source of this 579-nucleotide messenger RNA. RefSeq lists its product as uncharacterized. Lineage: Eukaryota; Fungi; Mucoromycota; Mucoromycetes; Mucorales; Mucoraceae. The record is from RefSeq and is a predicted model, not a curated record. The annotation marks the transcript as partial. The transcript is spliced from 2 exons.
UAUGAAUGUGGUCUGCAAUUAGGGUAUCAUUGUUUUGCACUAUAUCUUUUUGGUAUCGCUUAUGCUCUAUCAGAGAGUAGCCGAGUAAUAUACAGCACAUGGGUCAGGUCUCAAACUUUGGUUAAUUGUUUAUGCGUGACAUCGAUUAUGGUGCCGUUUCUCACUACUACGCCAUGCGCUACUGCCGCGGGAAUAUUUGCAUACCAGGGCAAUAAUGCAAUGGCAUCCCGAUUCACUAGAGCACAAUACACCUGCUGGGGUAUUUAUUGUGGCUAUAUAGGGGCCCUUUUAUUAUUUGCAGGUGUGCGUUUGCUGCAUUUACUCAAUAAGUAUAUCCAUAUGCAAUCAAAUUUAAAGAUUGAUACAUCAAAAGUGAGAAUUGGUGCUCUUAAGGUUAAAAUUAUUGUGAUAUGCGGUACCGCAUGUAUGUGGGUCUUUGCUCUCUUAUUAGGUCUUUAUGGUAAUUUUCGGGAUCAAAUCAUGGAGUCUGUUUUUACAAAUAUGUUGGUUUCCGUUCUUUGGUUAUUUGCAGGCCCCUUUGCUUGCUUUUUUAUCCUCAUUGCCAUUGUUUUAAAGUAA